Molecule: messenger RNA, 1035 nt
Organism: Angiostrongylus costaricensis
Lineage: Eukaryota; Metazoa; Nematoda; Chromadorea; Rhabditida; Metastrongylidae
Source: the annotation of a GenBank genome assembly
AUGACUGUUCAGACGAAAUGGUUUUGGGACGACGCAGACGAAACGUGUAAAGAAUUUCAUUACGGUGGAUGUAUGGGAAAUAGGAAUCGUUUCAAUUCGAAACAUGAAUGUCUGAAGUACUGUCGAUACAAAAUGUUCAAUCCCGUCGCUGUACCAGAUUUAUGCCUUUUGGAACCAAAUCCGGGACACUGUGGUGAUGAACGUCAUGGACAGUGGUGGUACUAUUUCAAUUCCGAUAUGGGCACCUGCGAAAAGUUUUUCUACUAUGGCUGUGGUGGAAACGAUAAUAAAUUCUAUAGUCUCCACAUGUGUAACAAAGUUUGCGGCGAACGGCUUUCGCCUCAAAUAGCUUGUCAACAUUGUGAUUUACGUACAUCGUUCUGCAAGUCGCACAGCAAGUUCAACUACACUUGUGAAUGCCGUAUCGGCUACGAAAAAAACCAGUACGGAGAAUGUGUUGAUAUUGACGAAUGUCGUGGAUAUACAGCGGUUUGUGAUCGUAACGCAUGGUGUACGAAUACGAUUGGCUCCUACCAAUGUGAAUGCAUGGCCGCCUACCGUGGUGAUGGCUCACAUUGUACCUUUGUUGGGCUCGGUCGGUCAUCACUGGAUUGUCGUGACUGUUCUCCAAACUCCACUUGUGAAAAUGGUGUUUGUCAGUGCAAGACUGGAUUCGAAGGUGAUGGUUUUAAUUGCACAGACGUUAAUGAAUGCCUUCGAAUGCCAUACACUUGUGAUAAAAAUGCUGAAUGUCUGAAUCGCGAAGGUUCCUACAUUUGCACUUGUUUGUCAGGUUAUGCAGGAAACGGCUACAACUGUACUAAGACAAAAAAUGCUUGCCUGGAUAAAUUCGACCGAGGUUACCAAGAGACGUGUGGAGGUGAAAACUGGCGCCAGCACUUCUUUCUAGACCACGAAUCAAAAAUACUUCCAGAUGCCAACAGUUUUGGUACGACGGAUGUCAUGGACGAUCACGUAAUAUUUUCCCUGAUCUUGAAACGUGUGAACAGAUGUGUGAGGCUACGAACGUUUUGA